AUGAUCGGUGCAUUUAAAGUCAUACAAACAAUACAUGAUUCGAGAAAUCUUCAAUUAGAUCGUGAUGCUGAAUAUCAACGUCGUAUGGAUGAUAAAUUAAAUAUCGACAUAGAACGACAACAUGGUGAUAUACGUGCUACUGAACUACGUAUUCAACAAAUUUAUGACAAAUUUCUGUCAGAAACUCAAGAGACUCUUCGAAAAUCGACUGAAGACUUAACAGAAGCUGAUUUGAUAUUUUUAAGAGCAAGAACAUUGACUACAAUAGAACAAGUUGAUCCAAAACGAAAAGUGUAUCUUAUAGAGUUAUUAUAUGAUAGUCGGUUAUUAUAUGUCAGUGAAUAUGUUGGAAAUAUGAACUAUCGUUCUGUCGAUUUAGAAGGUGUCGAUCUAUCUAACUGUGAAUUUGGUCGUUCAAAUCGAGGUGAUACAAUGAAGAUGAUGAAUCUAAAUGGGAUUCGUUUAUCACGUGCUUUUUUGCGAAAUUCAUCAUUUAAACAUGUAAAUUUAACUGGAUCAACAUUCGAACAUUGUGAUUUAACAGGAACAAAUUUCACAGAUAAAGAAUUAUUUAUAAUCAAUUCAAUUUUACCCAAUGGCUCACUCGUAACCUCGUUCGAAUUCGGAAGAAAUUUAUUAAGGAAUGGUGAUGCUGAAGAAAAAUGUAAUGAAAGUCGUCUAAAUCAAACGAUGAUACCCGGAUGGGAACGUCGAGAUGUUCUCCAGUGGUUAUACAACAUGAUCGGAAGCGAAAUCGCCCAUGAUAAUCAUGGGGGUCGAUGCUUGUUUUUCGGUGGAGAACGUUAUACAUCUUUAUUUCAUAAUGCUAUCGAACAAGUUAUAGAUGUUUCUCGCUUUGUACGAUUAUUCGAUUCAUAUGAAACAAAAUUUACAGCACGUGCCGAUUUAGGUGGCAUCAAUGAUACUAAAGAUACAGCAUAUGUUGAUAUUUGGUUCAAAAGUGAUACGUCUUACAUCAGUAAUGUUCAAAUUGGUAAGUUUCGUUAA
This is a messenger RNA of Rotaria sordida, 1008 nucleotides long. NCBI's taxonomy places the organism in Eukaryota, Metazoa, Rotifera, Eurotatoria, Philodinida, Philodinidae. The record is from the annotation of a GenBank genome assembly.